CCCAGCUCAAAUGUCAUAAUUUUCACACAAUGUUGGUUCCGCACCAGCAAAUAAUAAAAAAUGAAAAAUAAUUUUGUUGUUAGGCGGGUUGCGGUGUGCAGUGCAAAAAAAUUCCCGGAAAAUUGGCGAAGAUUACAGACUUAGAAUCAUUUGCAAUGGAAUAGUGGAUCCCGUCCGUUCGGUGUGAAUAUCUGGUGACUUGUCAAAGAGUCAAUCGCUGCCGCCCGUCACUGCUGCGAUCAGUCACGAGUUUGCAACCAAGAUCAGCGGACGCAUCUUGGUGUUUUCCCAAUGAGCUGACAAAAGCCUUCGAUGCCUGAGAUAAUCUGAUACGCGUUUCAGUCGUGGCGUAUAUACAUCCGUUCAUGAGUUUGAUAAGCUGAAUCGGAAACCGGAAGCGGAUGAAGAUCGAAACAUACUUUUAGUGAUAGUUCUAUGCGAAAAGUAUCAGUGCAAGAGAAUAGUUUGGCGUGGUUAAAUUCCCAUUAUUUGCUACAUGUAGCAGCGUAUCCGGUUACGGCUGCAACAAGUGGUGUGUAUUUUUAUCACAAGUCGUCAACCCGGUGACGAUCGUGUGUGGAAGCAAGAAUCAUCCAGGACAAGUGCUAUCGUAAUCGUUAGUGAUCGGCGAGCGUAGAAAUGGUUAUUUCGAAGAUAUGCUGCAUUGGUGCCGGGUACGUGGGAGGUCCCACGUGCAGCGUGAUGGCAAUGAAGUGUCCCGACAUCAAGAUAACCGUAGUCGAUCGGAGCGCCGAACGGAUUGCACAGUGGAACUCAGAUAAGCUACCAAUUUAUGAGCCGGGUCUCGAUGAAGUUGUGAAGGAAUGUCGAAACCGCAACCUUUUCUUCUCCACCGAUAUCGAAACGGCCAUCCAGGAGGCGGAACUUAUCUUCAUUUCGGUGAACACACCAACCAAAACGUACGGCAAUGGAAAGGGACGGGCAGCUGAUCUUAAGUUCGUCGAAGGGUGCGCACGAAUGAUCGCAGAGAUGUCCCAGAACAGUAAAAUUGUCGUUGAGAAAAGUACCGUCCCAGUCCGCGCUGCUGAAAGCAUUAUGCACAUACUGAAAGCCAACCAUAAACCAGGUGUCAAAUACGAUAUUCUAUCGAAUCCUGAAUUCCUAGCAGAGGGCACUGCCGUAGAAGAUUUACUUAAACCUGACCGAGUAUUGAUCGGAGGCGAAGAGACUCUAGAAGGGAAAGCAGCGAUAGAAAAACUAUGCUGGGUUUACGAGCAUUGGAUUCCGAAGAAAAACAUAUUGACCACAAACACGUGGAGCUCCGAGCUGUCCAAGCUGGCUGCGAAUGCUUUCCUCGCACAAAGGAUAUCCUCUAUCAACUCGCUAUCAGCGGUUUGUGAAGCUACUGGAGCAGAUGUUUCUGAAGUUGCUCGCGCGGUUGGUUUAGACUCAAGGAUUGGGCCUAAAUUUUUGCAAGCAUCUGUCGGAUUUGGUGGUAGCUGUUUUCAGAAGGAUAUUCUCAAUUUAGUGUACAUAUGUGAGGGUUUGAAUCUUACUGAAGUAGCCGCUUAUUGGCAGCAGGUGAUUGAUAUGAACGAGUAUCAGAAGAACCGGUUCUCGCAGAAAAUUAUUGAAUGUCUGUUCAAUACAGUUACCGAUAAACGGAUAUCAAUCUUGGGGUUUGCCUUCAAGAAAAACACUGGAGACACUCGGGAAACCCCGGCCAUCACUGUAUGUAAAACAUUGCUCGACGAAGGUGCCCAACUGAACAUUUACGAUCCGAAAGUAGAACCGGAACAAAUCAUAGCUGAUCUAACCCACCCCAAGGUUACGGAGAGUCCUGAACACGUGAAAAAAGUAGUUCAAAUUUUCUCGGACCCAUAUGAUGCUGUUCGUGGUACGCAUGCGAUAGUGGUAUGCACUGAAUGGGAUGAGUUUAUCAGUCUUAACUACGAACGCAUUUACCAGUCGAUGAUGAAGCCGGCCUACAUCUUCGAUGGACGUAAGAUUCUGUCUCACGAAAAACUCCAGCAGAUUGGCUUCCACGUGCAAACAAUUGGUAAAAAGCUGAAUCGCAACAUCUUGACCCGAUCAUGGGGUAGCAUUCCUCAGUUGUAGUAGGAACAUUUAGGGUUCACUCCACGUCAAUGGAUGCAAGGUAAAAACUACGAUCAAAUACAUCUCAUUCUAGCAUUACCUACCUUUUUAGUAGAUAGAUUAUGAUGUAUAAUUCAAGGUAUUACGAAUCAGUGACAGUAGACAUUUUAUUAUUUAUAAAAACAAAACCCGUCAUGACUUGGGUUUUAUUACGAUCAAAGUAUUACAGUGAAUUCUAGCAGUAAUAAUUUGCCAAACGAUUUCCAGUUUCCGACAUCUCGCAAUCAUAUUACUCGGAAGUUUGUGUAUUAAUGGCGCAUUAAAUUUCAGUAAGAUGCCAUCUACUGAACUGUUUCUAUACUUACUUUCAAUGCAUGAUUUCAAGUUUCCUUGAUAGUUUAAGGUCAUUAAACACAAUUUAUGCUAAGAACAAUGCUGCAAUAUUAAAUCGCACGAUACGUGUUUUGCCUUUAUCUUUAGUAAUAUAUUUUUUUCAACAUACAAUCCAAUCGUACUCUAGAACGAUUUUUUUUUCACAAAAAAAUAUCUUUAAAACCACUCUAUUUCAUCACUAUUCACAACAUAAUUACAAAAAAUAAUAUAAGAAA
Molecule: messenger RNA, 2666 nt
Organism: Armigeres subalbatus
Lineage: Eukaryota; Metazoa; Arthropoda; Insecta; Diptera; Culicidae
Gene: sgl
Product: UDP-glucose 6-dehydrogenase
Exons: 5
Coding region: 640-2079 (479 amino acids)
Biological process (GO): glycosaminoglycan biosynthetic process
Cellular component (GO): nucleus
Molecular function (GO): NAD binding; UDP-glucose 6-dehydrogenase activity
Source: RefSeq, a predicted model, not a curated record